Camelina sativa (false flax) is the source of this 998-nucleotide messenger RNA. RefSeq lists its product as uncharacterized. The record is from RefSeq and is a predicted model, not a curated record. NCBI's taxonomy places the organism in Eukaryota, Viridiplantae, Streptophyta, Magnoliopsida, Brassicales, Brassicaceae.
UUUGGUAUUUUUUUCGCAUGUGCGAUACAAAUGUGAACCACGAUGGUUCCUAGAAGAUGAAUGAAGAGAUUUGCAACAGAGAGCUUUAUAAAUAAAAAGGUUCUGUGAAGGGGGAGGGGAGAGACAAAGACAACGAUAACAAAAUACAUUGUGAGUUUUGUGUAUAAUAAUGGGAAGCGAAGGAGGAUCGUCGAUGGUGAGGAAACCAAGGUUUUUGUGUCUCCAUGGAUUUCGAACGAGCGGAGAGAUAAUGAAGAUACAGCUUAACAAGUGGCCUAAAUCUGUAAUUGAUCGGUUGGAUCUCGUGUUUCUCGACGCGCCUUUUCCUUGUCAAGGCAAAUCUGAUGUUGAUGGCAUCUUCGAUUCUCCUUAUUACGAGUGGUUUCAAUUUAACAAGGAAUUCACAGAGUAUACCAACUUCGAGAAAUGUUUGGAGUUUUUGGAAGAUCGUAUGAUCAAGCUUGGUCCCUUUGAUGGUCUCAUUGGGUUUUCUCAGGGGGCAAUUUUGUCUGGGGGUUUACCAGGAAUGCAAGCUAAGGGAGUUGCACUUCAGAAAGUGCCAAAGAUCAAGUUCAUCAUAAUCAUUGGAGGAGGUAUGUUGAAAUCCACGAAGCUGAUAGAGGAUGCGUAUUCUUCUUCCUUGGACACUCUCUCCCUCCACUUUUUAGGAGAGACUGAUUUCUUGAAACCUUACGGAACCGAGCUGAUAGAAUUCUUCAAGAAUCCGGUUGUCGUUCAUCAUCCCAAAGGCCAUACCGUCCCGAGGCUUGAUGACAAAAGCUUGGAGAAAGUUACUGGCUUCAUCGAGACCAUAGAGCAGCAUCUAGUGAUGGAGGAAGACAAGAAGAAUGGUGAAGAAACUGAUAGUAAGCCGAAAUUGAAGUCUUAUGAUGACGAAUGAUUCUUUCGAAAAAAUAAUCCUGAAAAUGGUUGUAAAUAAUAUCUGGCAAUGUAACACGCAAACAAAAAUAAUAAGACGAUUGCUUCUUUCCUUGAUU